Condylura cristata (star-nosed mole) is the source of this 720-nucleotide messenger RNA. RefSeq names its product coiled-coil domain containing 24 (gene CCDC24). The record is from RefSeq and is a predicted model, not a curated record. The transcript is spliced from 9 exons. NCBI's taxonomy places the organism in Eukaryota, Metazoa, Chordata, Mammalia, Eulipotyphla, Talpidae. The coding region runs from base 1 to 720 and encodes 239 amino acids.
AUGCCCGGGGACUCUGCCUCGCUGUGGGAGCUGAUGGAGGAGCAUAUUCCGCUCCCCGAGCGGCUCGAAGUGAAGCGGAUUCUGGGGGAGACCACGGUGGAGCUGAGUCGGGAGCUGCGGGCAGAGGUGGGGAAUGGGAAGGUGGACAUAGUGCGCCAGGAGCUCCGGCAGCUGCUCCAGGGUCUCCGAAGCAAGGCCAUCUGCGAGGGCAGGGACCGAACCCAGGCUUGGGUCCAGUACAGCCCCAGUGUCCUGCACUUUGCCCUGGAGGAGCCCAGGCGGGAUGUGCCUAAACAGGAGACAGUCCAGAUGAAAACUGGCGAAUGCAGCAGCUGUCUCAGGGACCUUGACACCAUGAAGGACCAGCUGAACGUGUCUGACAUUGACAAGGUUGCCGGAUACCUGCGGGGGCUCCUGGAGGAGGAGUGUCGCACCUUGGAGAGGGAGGUCCUGGCCCUGCAGCGCUGCUUGGAGGAGGAGUACACAGGGGCACCCAAGCCCUCCGAGGCAACCCUAGAGCCCACCCUAGCAGAGCUACAGGAGCAGAAGGCAGCCAUGCAACAGGAGCUGCAAGCGCCUCGGAUGCCUGCCUGUGUGUCCCCCCACCGCAGGUGGCAGCCCUCCGGGCCCAGCGGGAGCCUCAGGCCCUUGCCCUGUCUCCGUGGGACUGCCGGAGCCUCCACAAAGACCUGGCAGGCAGAGGUCUCAUCCCAGCCCUGA